UGGGUCGGAGCCGCCGUAACCACGGUCUGGCACGUUCCUUGCUAUCUGAACAUUGUAAAAUUGGGCCCAUUCUUUACCCCCCGAAGUCAAGUAACCUCCUCACCUUCCUGCAUAUCCUUGAACAUUUUCCCCUUUAACAUUAAAUCAAAAUACCCACCAGAUAACUCAAAAGAUGGCGGUGGUAAGCGGGAUGUCGGGGUCGGCUAUAGCCCGGCUGGAGGGCCGAGAAUUCGAGUAUUUGAUGAAGAAAAGGUCGGUGACCAUUGGCCGGAACUCCUCGCAGGGCUCCGUGGACGUCAGCAUGGGACAUUCCAGCUUCAUUUCCAGGAGGCACCUCGAGAUUUUUACAGCGAGCGAAGAUGGUACAGGCACGGGGGAAUUCUAUCUCCGAUGCCUGGGAAAAAAUGGGGUGUUUGUGGAUGGGGUGUUCCAGAGAAGGGGGGCUCCACCUCUGCAGCUUCCACGAAUAUGUUGCUUCCGAUUCCCCAGCACAAGCAUAAAAAUCACAUUCACUGCACUUUUAAACGACAAAAAGGAGCAGAGGAACGCGCCCGAAAUGCCGAUAAAGUCCGUACAACCCCAAAUUUCCCCUCUUACCAUCAACAUUCCGGACAAUAUUGCCCACCUUAUGAGCCCACUGCCUUCACCUACAGGCACCAUAAGUGCUGCAAACUCCUGCCCAUCCAGUCCAAGAGGGGCAGGACUGUCCAGUUAUAGAAGUGGCCGGGUUCUGGCCUCGGACCUUAUAGCGGAUAACUCUCACUCAGAAAAUGACAAGGAAGCAUCAGGUGAAGACAGCCCAAAGGAUGAUUCCAAACCUCCGUACUCGUACGCACAACUGAUUGUCCAAGCCAUCACCAUGGCCCCAGAUAAACAACUGACACUGAAUGGAAUAUACACCCACAUCACAAAGAAUUACCCUUACUACAGAACAGCUGAUAAAGGCUGGCAGAACUCCAUCCGCCACAACCUGUCCCUGAACCGGUACUUCAUCAAGGUAGCGCGCUCUCAGGAGGAACCCGGGAAAGGAUCGUUCUGGAGGAUCGACCCGGCUUCCGAAGGCAAACUCAUCGAACAAGCCUUUAGGAAACGCAGGCCUAGGGGGGUGCCUUGUUUCAGGACCCCAGUAGGACCACUGUCUUCGAGGAGUGCUCCCGCUUCUCCCAAUCACACAGGGGCACUGUCGGCUCAUUCUAGUGGCGUACAGACCCCAGAUAGCCUCUCAAGAGAGGGGUCCCCAGUGCCCAUGGAACACGAGCAAACCCCGCCACCAGCCCCGACCCCAACUGCCACCGUCCAGUCCAAACUUGCUGUCAUUCAAGAGGCUCGCUUUGCACAGAACUCCUCUGGUUCUCCACUCGGCAACCAGCCCGUAUUGAUUGCGGUGCAACGCCAGGUGCCUCAGACGACCGUCAAGCCUGUGACCUACACCGUGGCCACGCCGGCCAUAGUGACGACAACAGUUAGCCCGGCGCCCGUCAUGCAGGCGGUGCAGGUCGUCCACCAGAUUUCCGCCGUCACCAUGACGACCGUCGGCACGCAGCCCGCUGCUACGCUCAAGCCGGACUCUCAGGAGAAUGGAGGGGGAGAGCAUCAAGAGAUCAAAGUUAAAGUAGAGCCGCUCCCAUCCAUCACGAGCUCGUCUAUAGGGGGAGUCGGUCGCAUCAUCCAGAGCUCUCAGGCCGCUCCGCUGACUACUGUAACCAUCAUGCAACAGGCUCCGCUCGGUCAGCACCAGCUUCCCAUUAAGGCUAUCACACAGAAUGGGACUCACUUGGUCCCCAUUAGUUCUACUGGAACAGCAGUAGCAAACCCUCUCCACCUUCUGGCCACCCACGCUUCAGCCUCUGCGUCCCUGCCCACUAAAAGACAGAACGGGGAUCUUCAGGAGGCCCCCGCGUCCAAGCGGGGAAAGACGCAGGAUGGCGACGACGACGAGGCGGCGGCUGUGGCUGCGAACGGCAGCAACAGCAACGGUUCCGCCAGUGCCGAUAGCGCCGGAGAAGCGGAGGUUAGAGAAGCGGUGAGCAACCAGUAGCCCCUCCUUCCCAACCAUAUGCAUCCUUGAGCCUCACGCCGUCCACACUUUGACCUCUUCACCUUUACUGGUUCGGCAAAGUGCCAAAAAAAAAAGAUUACAAAAAAGAGAAUGUUCCAAUGUCGCGGAAUUAAAAAUCCCAGCAUUGUUUCAUUGCGGAACUCAAAUUCCAGACUCAUUAGGGACGAAACCAAUAACCUCCAGUCAUCAUUCUCAGCACUUACGUGUGUGGCGCCAUCAAAUAUCGCCCACCAAGGGAAGCGCGCGUACGUGUGGACGUUCCCAUCUUCGGCAGCUAGCUUCCCUCGACCCAGUUGUGAGUAGAUCUAUAUGCAGUAUUCCAUUGUGCAAAUGUGUCUUUGGAGCUCGUCAUUUCUCCAAGGAUGAAUUCAGAUUGAAAAACUAUAAACGGGGUCUUCAUGAACAUUUAAUAUAUCAACUGAUAUUUUGAUUUUUGUUUGUUUUUGUAUGUGAACUUUGUUCAGUGAAAUGAAUGUAGUCUUUUUUGUUUGUUUUUAAAGAAAACACUAAUAGAGUGGAUUCUCUACUGCUCAUUCAUGGAAAUGAAUUUUGUUUUUCCACCACUGUACAUGGACAGACCUUUUUUCAUAUUUUACAAAUGUCCAAUGAGAUGAUUAAAAUAAUGAUAUUCCCGUGCGUAUUUGACCAUAUUGCAUGUUAACAGAUCUAGAGAUAUAUUGUACUGAUUAUCUGAAUAUGGAACUGAAGAACGUUUAGACUGAAUCUAUGCUUAUCGAUUCCGCAGUGCUGCACUUACCCCUAUUUUUAGUUGUGUAUUUCUCUUGCGUUCGAUUGAUCGUUUUUUUUGUUUUGUUUUUUUUAAUCUUUUUUGUGUUGAGGUUGUGGCAAGUCUCCUUUGUUUUCCUAAUGCUGUUCUGUUAACUAAACGUGUCGAAUCAUUUUGUAUUCUCUGUUACACGAGGAAAGAAGUGAUAGGUGUUUUGUUUUGCUUCAGUGGGUAAAUGCUUUUUAUAUAUAAAUAUAUAUAUAUAUAUAUAUAUAAGAAUUUAUUUAAAACACUGUCUCCUGCGUUUAUUUCUUUGAGUUAAAAAAAAAAAAAAAACUUCAUUCACAAUUAGAGUUGUGACAAACUAUCGAAACUGUGAUAUAACGUAUUGGCCCGAAUAUAAGAUGGUGUUUUUUGCAUUGAAAUAAGACUGAAAAAGUGGGAGUCGUCUUAUAUUCGGGGUCUAGACAUUAUGCCCAUUCCUGACGCUAGAUGGCGCCAGAUAUCAAUUAAGCGAAUGCUGAACUUGAGGAGUAAUGUUCUGUAAUGACUAGGGCUGUCAAAAUUAUCGUGUUAACGGACGUUAAUUAUUUUUUAAUUAAUCAUGUUAAAAUAUUUGACGCAAUUAACGCAUGCACUGAAUGACCAGCUCGCACAUUGCCUUCAACAGAUUACAAUGAGGCCGUUUAUGGACAUUAAGAGUGAAGAGAAUGCCACCGGCCGCUUGGGGGCAGCGCCGUUCCAUACUAAUGUUAUUUCUUCUAAAUGUGGGAGAAUUAGUAGUUGUGAGAUGUUUAUGCUGUAUGCACAAUGCAAUGCAAAUUGCUAUUUGUGCUCCCCACAUAUUUCGGUACGUUUUCUUUCUUUUAGUGGCAAUUAUGUCUCUCUUGUUGUAUUUUGGGUAAGAUAUGUACAGAGAUAUAUAUAUUAUAAAGGCGAGUGGACACAGGCGUUCUUUGGACCGCGCCGUUUAUUGGCAUAAGCUUCUCCUUCACAACAAACAUAAGUAUCGUUUAGUGAAAGCACAACAAAAAUAAUAUUCCUAUCCCUCUCAAAAAAAAUAAUGUUCACAAAAAGAAAAGCACUUCAGUCUAUAGUAAUGAGACCCUAUUCUCACAGUUAAACAACAAUGCAAAAUGAACUGGCAUUCCAUAUCAAAAUAGCUAUGCAAAAUGCACGUAAAACUUACUCAGACUUUGGUCACUCUGUUCUUAUUAUUGUUAUUUUUAUUCUUAUUACAUUAACUCUACUUUUGAUUGAAAAUUUUACAAAUUUUAUUAAAACGAAAACAUGAAGAGGGGUUUUAAUAUAAAAUUACUACAACUUGUAACUAUAACAUUUAUCGUUUUAAGAACUACAAGUCUUUCUAUCCUUGGGUCACUUUAACAGAAAGAAUGUUAAUGCCAUUUGUGGAUUUAUUGUUACAAUAAACAAAUACAGUACUUAUGUACAGUAUGUUGUAUGUAUAUAUCCGCCUUGUCUUUCCAUUCCAACAAUAAUUUACAGAAAAAUAUGGCAUAUUUUAUAGAUAGUUUGAAUUGCGAUUAAUUAAUUUUUAAGCUGUAAUUAACUCGAUUAAAAAAUUUUAAUCGUUUGACACCCCUAGUAAUGACAGAUCUCAGCUUCUCUCAAGUUUAACCAGUUGGCAUUAUUUUAUUGCAAUGUUUGUUUCAGAUGUACUGUAUUUUCUGUAUAAAAAUAAUUUGGUGUUCAAAAAGUCUUUUUUUUCAAACUUGAUUCUUGAAAAAGGGGGGGUCGUCUUAUAAUCAGGGCUGUCUUAUAUUCGGGCCAAUACAGUACUUUGUAUUCCAAAAGGUUGUUUAUAUUCUCCUAUAUCAUUUUUCCUGUUUAUUUUAGGGCAUUUGCAGGUCACUUCCGAUUAAAUUUGAGUCGCUGCCUACUCUUUCCCGGGUCACUUCCUGUUCUGUGACCCAGAAAUGCCUCCAAAUCAACAGGAAGUGACUGAAAAUCAGCAGCAAAUGGUGUGAAAUGCGCCAAAAUUCAACUCCUUGGUUUUCAUU
This is a messenger RNA of Corythoichthys intestinalis (scribbled pipefish), 4807 nucleotides long. It is a transcript of the gene foxk2a, whose product is annotated as forkhead box K2a. Gene Ontology annotation, biological process: regulation of transcription by RNA polymerase II. The transcript has 9 exons. NCBI's taxonomy places the organism in Eukaryota, Metazoa, Chordata, Actinopteri, Syngnathiformes, Syngnathidae. Bases 173 to 2038 code for a protein of 621 amino acids. Gene Ontology annotation, molecular function: protein binding; RNA polymerase II cis-regulatory region sequence-specific DNA binding; DNA-binding transcription factor activity, RNA polymerase II-specific. The record is from RefSeq and is a predicted model, not a curated record.